This is a messenger RNA of Hemicordylus capensis (graceful crag lizard), 5151 nucleotides long. It is a transcript of the gene IKBKE, whose product is annotated as inhibitor of nuclear factor kappa B kinase subunit epsilon. Gene Ontology annotation, cellular component: cytoplasm. The transcript has 21 exons. Gene Ontology annotation, biological process: peptidyl-serine phosphorylation. The coding region runs from base 205 to 2367 and encodes 720 amino acids. NCBI's taxonomy places the organism in Eukaryota, Metazoa, Chordata, Lepidosauria, Squamata, Cordylidae. The record is from RefSeq and is a predicted model, not a curated record. Gene Ontology annotation, molecular function: protein serine/threonine kinase activity; ATP binding.
AAGUAGCUCGGAUGCGGCAAGAGAAGUCUCAGAGUUUAGUUGAUCGAUUCUGGGGAGUUUGGAUGGAGAUUACUACAGUCUUGCUGGGCAACGUCACUUAUAUCCUCGUUUGGUAUCUAGUGCUGUUGGGAGGGAAUUUGUGAUUGUUGCUUUUCAAGGAACUGCCAAAUUUCAGCUAAGAGGCAGACUGCCCUCCUGCUGGCCAUGCAAAGCACACAGAACUAUCUUUGGAAAACUGAAGAUGUGCUGGGUCAAGGCGCCACUGCCAGUGUGUUCAAAGCCCGCAACAAGAAAUCUGGAGAACUGGUUGCUGUCAAAGUCUUCAACAAUGCCAGUUAUCUGAGACCUCAGGAAGUGCAGAUAAGAGAGUUCGAGGUGCUGAGGAAGUUACAUCACCAGAACAUCGUCAAGCUCUUUGCAGUGGAAGAGAUUGAAAACAGCAAACAGAAGGUGCUGGUGAUGGAGAACUGCUCAGGUGGAAGCUUGCUGAGCCGGCUAGAAGAACCAGAAAAUGCCUUCGGCUUGUCGGAAGCAGAGUUCCUCAUAGUGUUAAGUUGUGUAGUGGCUGGUAUGAACCAUCUUCGUGAGAAUGGGAUUGUUCACAGAGACAUUAAACCAGGAAAUAUCAUGCGACUAAUUGGAGAAGAUGGACAGAGUAUCUACAAACUGACUGAUUUUGGAGCUGCCCGAGAACUGGACGAUGAUGAAAAGUUUAUAUCUGUUUAUGGGACAGAAGAAUAUCUUCAUCCAGACAUGUAUAAGCGAGCAGUGCUGAAGAAGCCCCAGGAGAAGGCUUACGGGGUGACUGUAGAUCUGUGGAGUAUUGGGGUAACCUUUUACCAUGCGGCCACAGGUAGCCUCCCAUUUAUCCCUUUUGGGGGACCGCGCAGGAACAAGGAAGUCAUGUACAAAAUCACAACCAAGAAACCUACAGGAGCUAUAGCAGGCAUCCAAGAGCAAGAGAAUGGGACCAUUCAGUGGACUUAUGAACUGCCAAUCACUUGCCGGCUUUCUCUUGGACUGAAGAGACAACUUGUCCCCAUCUUGGCAAACAUCCUAGAGGUGGAUGAAGAGGAAUGCUGGGGCUUUGAUCAGUUCUUUGCUGAAACCAAUGACAUCGUGCAUAGGACAAUAAUCCAUGUCUUCUCCUUGCCGCAAGCUGUGAUACACUGGGUCUACAUCCACUCCUACAACACAGCAACCAUAUUCCUAGAAGAAGUUUUCAGGCAAACCAAUAUACCCCCUCACCACCAAGAGUAUUUCUUUGAGGGCUACUCAUAUGAACUGGAGCCUAACCUACAAGCUCGUAAUUUCUCCAGGACCACAGAAACUUGCCCUCUGAUCUUACUGAGCACAGAACCAGAAGACCAGGUGGGACUGCGAUAUAGAGAUCCGGCUUUGGAGUUCCCAAAGUUCUUCCCGAAGGUUGAUGUUGUAGCAGAUUGCAGUACAGCAAAGGAUGUCCUGAGUGCAACUCAUCAGACACUGAGGAUAUCUCAAUCACUUCAACAGUGUCAAGAGCUUGUCCUCAGAGGCCAGUACUGGGUGUGCGAGACCCUGAAGGCAGAAUGGCUGAGGAUUCUGGAGAAGAAGCAAACUGUGACAGCAACACUCAGCUGCUUGCAACAAGAUGAGAUGAAGAUCCUCCUGUUGUAUGAGUCUAUUGCUGGAAAUGGCGAGCUUCCAGAGAUUAAAGGGCUAGCUGAACUGAAAACAAGACUUCAAGCUGUCAGUGAAGAGAUUUCCUGGUGUUCCCACAGCACCUCUUCUGAAUACCAAGCAGUGGUGCGAUGUAUUUUGUGUGAAGUGAGGAAAAAAAUCAGUCAAAUGAAAGAAGACAGAAGCAUCCAGCAGAUGGAGGCCUGCCUUGCCAAGAUGCAGCUCAUCUACAACCAGUUCAAGAAGAAUCGGAAGCACUUAAGACUGCCCUACAAUGAACAGCAGAUCCAUAAGCUGGAUAAGCUGAAUUUAGGACAUUUAGCCAAAAACGUUCUUUCAGUUUUCCAGGAUAAUUGUGUUCAACAAUACCAAGCUGCUCUUUUGGCACAUGGGAUCAGAAUGAGGAAAGUGUUUGAGAUACGGAAAUAUCUGAAGAAGCUGAACAGAUCUUUAACUACCUGUAGUGCUGAGAUGUCAGGAUGCCAGGAUUACCUCCAUAAAGCUUUGGAUGAAUUACCUCAGAGACUCCUUAGAGUCAAAAAGACAUCUUCUGCUCCUGCACAAGUUUACUUGACUGAGAAACACCAGGAUGUGCUGUUUGGAAUGCAAGAGCUUCAGGACCAGAUGAAAGUAGUAGCUCACAAUCUGCAGCGUAACAACAGCAUCAUCCAGAGGUUUAAUGGUGGUGCAUUCACACCCAGCCUGUAAAGGAGAGGAUAAUUUGCAGACCCUGAAACAAGACUAUAGUGUGGACAAAUCAAUUUCAUCUAAGACACCAACAUUCAACCUUAAAGAUGUCAAUAUAUUCUACCUCUCUUCUCUGGCUUUGAGUCGUCGGUGCAGCCAAUUUGUAUAAUCUGAUAUUUUAGCCAAAUGUGUCUGAUUUUUUCAUAGAGGAAGAAAGAAUGAAAGUUUGUUGUAUUCUUUAUUUUUGCCACCUCCUGUUCUCUGCAGCAGAGGAGGAGGUGGUUAUUUCCUAGCUUUUGUCAACUUUGGAGCUUUCAAGCAGGUAUUUGCUGAGCAAAGAGUCAUCUGUGGAUUUCUAUUCAUCAUAUAAAAGGCACAGGUGCCCUGUCAGAAAAAGGCUUGCAAGCUUACUCUGCUGCACUGUCUACUGUUCAGAAAAAUAAAUGAAUAUCUCCUUAGCAAAAUAAUAAGCAUCAGAGUUACUCUGGUAAAUUCUGAUGUAUUGCUUGGCCCAGGGAAGGACUUUUUGAAACAAUUCCUUUUUGAACAGUAUGCAUUACUUUAAUUCUGAUUAACUGGAAUUAAAAAUCCACUGGGAUGAUACAGGAAAUAUCCUUCAGCAGAAAUGGGCUGGUAAUGUAGUGCAAUUAGUGCUCAAGUGGUUCCAAAUUUUAUGUCUCACCAGUCUCCUGAUGUCAUGUUCCUGGGUCAACUGUAGCUAAUUGAGAGGACCUCCUGGACCUCAGCGGCUUUCGAUACCAUCAACCAUGGUAUCCUCCUGGGACGUCUCUCCGGGUUGGGACUUGGGGGCAUGUUUAUAUGGUGGCACCGCUCCUACCUGGAGGGUCAUACUCAGAAGGCGGUGCUGGGGGAUGCUUGCUCCAUUCCUUGGCCUUUGGCCUAUGGGGUGCCACAGGGAUCUAUUCUGUCCCCCAUGCUGUUUAACAUUUACAUGAAACCUCUGGGAGAGGUCAUCCAUUCUGACUCAGAUUUUGCCUCUGUCCUUGGCUUUCUGACUAUGCAUUGGAAUCUGGAAUGCUGUAUUGCCCUUGUCUGCUCCCUUCUGCUUAAUGGUCAGGAUGGAACUUUUGUUGAAAAGUGGUGUAGUAGUAGUAGUAGUAGUAGUAAGAGUCCUGCUGGAUCAGACUAAGGGUCCAGCAGUCUAUUUCUAAGAGAGCCAGCCAGAUGUUUCUUGAUGUUUCUGCACUUCCCCUGCAGCAGUUGUUUGUUCUCGGCAUCUGGUAUUCAAAUGGUUUAGGUACAUAGGAAGCUGCCAUAUACUGAGUCCGACCACUGGUCUAUCUAGCUCAAUGUUGUCUUCAUAGACUGGCAGCAGCUUCUCCAAGGUUGCAGGCAGGAAUCUCUCUCAGCCCUAUCUUUGAGAUGCCAGAGAGGGAACUUGGAACCUAGAUGCUCUUCUCAGAGUGGCUCCAUCCCCUAAGGUGAAUAUCUUACAGUGCUCACAUGUAGUCUCCCAUUCAAAGACAACCAGGGUGGACCCUGCUUAGCUAAGGGGACAAGACAGACAUGCUUGCUACCACAAGACCAGCUCUCCUCUCCAAAGAGUUUAAUUUCCACUCCUCUCUGUUUCAUUCCCACUGAGGGGCCAGUCCUCUAUUAAUGCAUCUGAUCUUUUUUUCAUAAGAAUUGUCCUGCUGAAUCAGACUAAGGGUCCAUCUAGUCCACCAUCCUAGCUGGUGGUCAGCCACAUUCUUUUGGGCUGCUCACAAGCAGGACACCCUGAGCUCUUGCUUAAGUGCCUUGCAGGACUAUACAAAGGCAUAUCUAUUCCAGAAUUCUUUGCGAAAAUCCUAGCAACCAACAAGCUUAGGUUGGUCGACCAGAAAUUGGCCAGUAGUUAUCAGUGGGCCAUGAUAUAUAUUCUACCCAUCCCUGCCCUGUUGGGGCACCAGCCUUCCAAGAGCUACCUCCCUUGAAGAAAGAACAAUUUGCCCUCUAAAGUAAGCAAUAGACAAUAGUUUUUAAGAGAUGAAAGUGCUAUCAUAGAGGCAUGAUUGCAAGUGGUGUAGUGUGUGUAGACACAGACACCAUGAAAAUGAUUUUUUUUGUUUGUGCAUUUAUAUCCCACUCUUCCAAGAAGCCCAGAGCAGUGUACAUGGUUAUGUUUAUACCCACAACAACCCUGUGAGGUAGGUUAGGCUGAGAGAUAAGUGACUGGCCCAGAGUCACCCAGUGGGUUUCAUGGCUGAACAGGCAUUUGAACUUGGGUCUUUCUGGUCCUAGUCCAACCCUCUACCAUUACCUCUUUGAACUCACUGAAACAAACUAUUGUUCAUGUCCAGCCUAUGUUAGUAAAGGCAGAGUCUCUCUUAACUCGUAUCUACAAAGAGUUUGUGCGAAAUAAAGCCAUAUAUCCCGAUGAUCUAUGGAUACCAAAUUUUGCAUACACAUUCCUGCCACUGAAAUUAGCUGAAUGCAAUACUUCUUACACCAGAAUCUGCCUGGUGAAUGUUCAAAUAAUGUUUUUGUAUUUUUUCAAGGAAAUUCUGAAUAUACUUCUCAGUUACCUAUAGAUGCUAAAUUUUGCAUCAACAAACCUGCCACUUAAAUUAACUGAAUGUGCUCCUUUUAAAACUGGAUUAUGGUGGGGGAAAGGUUUGAUUUUUUUUAAAGAUGACAUUCUGUUAUUAAACAUGUUAGUUUUCAACAUAUUUUUAAUAAUCAGAUCAAUAAUUGCAAAAUGACAACAUGCCUAAGAGAAGUGGAAGAUCUUCUCAGAUUCAAAUGUACUGUGAUUUACCACAUAUGGUAAUGAUUCAAUAAAAUGAAUGUUUGAAGUUGAAA